AUGGCUCAUGAAACACUACAACAUCAAUCCAAGCGACAACAGCCCAUACAGUUUUUUCAGCAGUGGUGUGAAAUCAAGAUUAUUAUUAAGAUUAGUAUUAUUAUUUUAAAAAACUUGUUGUUCUUCUUCUUGUUUGCUCUUUUUGGGCAGAAUGCGCCGCCGAGAAAGGAAGAAGCUGGAAAGCAAUGCCGAGUGCCUUGGGAUGGACAACAUGGCAAGGCACGGAGCAUUGCUUAUAAAAAUGGCCUUACGACUAAAACAAAUGGAUAUCAGAUCAUCUCAUUUUUACAAGAUAUAUAUAAUAAUCUUAUAAAAAACUCACACUUUUGGAGUGGAGGAGCUGUGUGCAGUCAAAGUUAUGUCGAUCUGAGGGGCAUAGAUUCAAAUAUGAUAGGGGCGUACCCGUCGAUUCCUCGUAAAGUUAAGCAACUAAAAAUUUUAUCGAUGGAAAGGAUUGGUCUGGAUGGUGCAACUACUACGAAACAUCAUAGAUGGAAAUGAUUAGUAUUAUGGAUGGUGCAACUACCGCAUCAUAGAUGAAAAUGAUUAGUAUUAUGGAGGGUGCAACUACCUACGAAGACCUCAUUAUAAGUAUUGAAUGCAUGCGAUAGACCUCAUGGUUUAUAAGUAUUGACAGACAUGAAUAAGCUCAUUUAAACCGAUUUUUAUUUUUAUUUUUAUUUUUAUUUUUAUUUUUAUUUUUAUAUAUAUUAUGAAAUGCUAAUACGUACGUGCUUCAACGUAUAUCUUACAUGUUAAUAGUUCUAAUGCGUCAA
This is a messenger RNA of Cicer arietinum (chickpea), 776 nucleotides long. NCBI's taxonomy places the organism in Eukaryota, Viridiplantae, Streptophyta, Magnoliopsida, Fabales, Fabaceae. The record is from RefSeq and is a predicted model, not a curated record.